ACCAAAAGCAAACUCACAAUCACAAUCACAAAAUUAAAAUUCAAAUUACAAUAAGAAGCAGCAGCAUGUCAUCGUGGCUAGCUCGGUCCCUAACAAACUCCCUCCGAAUCGAUGACAACGACGUCGUAGCGGACCCUCCAGCUGUUUCUCCCACAAGCCAACCACAUGAACAUCAUGAUAAUGCGCAUGGAUCGGAACCAGAAGACGACGAAGACGAAGAGGAUCAAGGCCAAGGCCGUGGAGUCAAAGAGGAUCUUGAUGAAAUCAAACAAACCCUAACUCGUCAAUUCUGGGGAAUGGCUAGUUUCCUCGCUCCUCCUCCACCUUCCAAUUCCAACCCUUCAUCUCCCCCUUCUCACGACCUCUACCAAGACUCUAUUCCCGAUCAUUCUCGGCCCGAUUAUUCCGACGUCGACCAACCUGAUCCUGAACCCAUCGGAUCCGAUUUCGGAGGGAACCACCAACCUGAAUUGGAGGAAUAUGCUCCUGAACGCGCCGUUGGGAUCACCGACGAGGUUUUGUCCUUCGCCUUCAAUAUCGCUAUGCAUCCCGAGACCUGGCUCGAUUUUCCUAUUGACGAGGAAGACGAUCCUCAAGAUUUUGACAUGUCCGAUGCACAACAAGAGCAUGCGGUUGCAAUUGAGAGACUUAUUCCUAGAUUGAAUGCACUCAGAAUUGAACUGUGUCCUUGCCAUAUGAGUGAAAGUUACUUCUGGAAAGUCUAUUUUGUGCUUUUGCAUUCAAGGCUUAAUAAAGAAGAUGCUUCCAUUUUGUCUACACCGCAGGUGAUGGAAGCCAGGGCAAUGUGGAUGCAGGAGCUGCACAAACAAACAAAGCCUGAAUUUGAGUUUUCCAGAAUAAGAACUAUGUACUCAAAAGGCCCUGUUCGGCAUGAUGAUUUUGCCUGCAGCUUAGUAGAUGAUGCCUAUUCUGAUGACCUUUCUCAUCAAACAUAUGGAUAUGAAACAACAUCUUUAUCCAUGCUAGCAGAUAAAGAGAUAGAGAAGCACACGAUUGCAGUUGAAAGUUCUGAAACACAUUUCAUUGACAAGUCUGUAAUUCAGGAAAAUACAAUGAUUAAAAAUGAGAACAAGGAUCUAAAAUGUGGUCAUUCCACUCAAAUUAUUACUCAGGACUAUGUUAAUGAUGAUGAUGAUAUUGAUUGGCCAGAGGAAGAUUCUGAUUUAGGAGAACCAAUUAUUUCCAUCGUGAAUGAAGAAGACAUAUCUUUUAGUGAUCUUGAAGAUGACGAUUAUGGCAUUAAACCUAUUACUUGUAAUACAGGUUCAAAGGUGGCAUAAAGCUUCAAGCCAGAGAACAUGAUUGUGGUCAUUCAGGGCUACUUGAUCCUCACUUAGAAGUAAGAGCAUGAAGGACAGGUGGCUGAUGUUCAGAAAAACUUGACUACCUGUGUCUUUCUUGAGCAUCUGUUGUACAUAGAUGAAUGGUCAACAAAGUUUGGAAGUGUCAAGAUAUGUUACUUGAUAUUAUUUGAGGUUUUGAAUCGAAACUUGUAACAUCUAUUACUAUGCAUUUGUUUGCCGCAAGGCUAAAUGUUGUGUUCGGGAUACAACUCAAAUGAAAAGGAAAGACUGGAACCAAGUGCGUGCUCGGUUGAUGUUUGAUCUCUGUUUUAUAGAGGUCCAAACUGAGAAUGGGGAUGAAUAUACGCACAAACGCACCAAUUCGAGGGAGAGCUGUUUCAGAAGGUAUACAUCAUAUAGGCACAAGAAGUGUACAUGACUCGUCUUGUUUGUUGUUAAAUAUAGUUAAGUUGAUUUCUUUUAUAUAUUUUUUAAUUAUUUUAUGGCGGUUUUAGUGGUGAUUGACUGAUUGGGGUGUUCAGUCUUGUUAUUUUUUGUUUGUGUUGGCCUCCCCGUCAUUGCCUUGCUGUCAACUGUGUUGGAAAGGAAACCAAUAAUGUGAUUACUUAAGUGAUCAAAUGA
Messenger RNA from Arachis stenosperma, 1946 nucleotides. RefSeq lists its product as uncharacterized. The record is from RefSeq and is a predicted model, not a curated record. The transcript is spliced from 3 exons. Bases 66 to 1301 code for a protein of 411 amino acids. Lineage: Eukaryota; Viridiplantae; Streptophyta; Magnoliopsida; Fabales; Fabaceae.